UCCACAGCUUCCAAGAGCGCACCGCCGGCCAUCCCGAGCUUCUGAGCUUGUCUUCCAUUCCACCACACCGAUCCCGAGACUUGUACCAUCCCACCUGCUUGCCUACAAGUGACAAUGGCGGCCUCCGUCGAGUACAACCGUCAGGUGUCGGCCCACCCGUGGCCGACCAAUGCGCAGCCCAAGGCCGCCUUCGACCUCUUCUCCUCCUCCUCGGCCGGCAACGGCGGCAGGCGCCGCUCGGGCGCGGACUCCGACUCGGACGACGAGGACGGCAUCCCGCCGGACUGGCGGUCGCUCUACAGCCCGCGGCUCGACGUGGAGCCGUCGGUCAAGGACCCCCGCGACGAGGCCACCUCCGACGCCUGGGUCAAGCGCCACCCGGCGCUCGUCCGCCUCACCGGCAAGCACCCGUUCAACUCCGAGCCCCCGCUGCCGCGCCUCAUGUCCCACGGCUUCAUCACCCCGGUGCCGCUCCACUACGUGCGCAACCACGGCGCCGUGCCCAGGGCCGACUGGUCCACCUGGACCGUCGAGGUCACCGGCCUCGUCAAGCGCCCCGUCAAGCUCACCAUGGAGGAGCUCGUCACGGGGUUCCAGGCCGUCGAGUUCCCCGUCACGCUCGUGUGCGCCGGCAACCGCCGCAAGGAGCAGAACAUGGUGCGCCAGUCAUCGGGCUUCAACUGGGGCCCCGGGGCCAUCUCCACCACCGUGUGGCGCGGGGUGCGCCUCCGCGACGUGCUGCGCCGGUGCGGCGUCAUGGGCGCCGGCGUCGCCUCGAACGUGUGCUUCGAGGGCGCCGAGGACCUCCCCGGCGGCGGCGGGUGCAAGUACGGCACCAGCCUCCGGCGGUCCGUGGCCAUGGACCCGGCCCGCGACGUCCUCCUCGCCUACAUGCAGAACGGCGAGCCGCUGGCGCCCGACCACGGCUUCCCCGUGCGCGUCAUCGUGCCGGGCUUCAUCGGCGGCCGCAUGGUGAAGUGGCUGAAGCGCAUCGUCGUGGCCUGCAACGAGUCGGAGAGCUACUACCACUACCGCGACAACCGCGUGCUGCCGUCACACGUCGACGCCGAGCUCGCCAAUGCCGAAGCCUGGUGGUACAAGCCGGAGUGCAUGAUCAACGAGCUCAACAUCAACUCGGUGAUCACCACGCCCGGACACGACGAGGUGCUGCCCAUCAACGCGCUCACGACGCAGAAGCCGUAUACGAUGAAGGGAUACGCCUACUCCGGCGGUGGCCGGAAAGUUACGCGGGUGGAGGUGACCCUGGACGGCGGCGAGACGUGGCAGGUGUGCGAGCUGGAGCACCCGGAGCGCCCGACCAAGUACGGCAAGUACUGGUGCUGGUGCUUCUGGUCCGUCGACGUCGAGGUGCUCGACCUGCUCGGGGCCAAGGAGAUGGCCGUGCGCGCCUGGGACGAGGCCCUCAACACCCAGCCCGAGCGCCUCAUCUGGAACCUCAUGGGCAUGAUGAACAACUGCUGGUUCCGGGUCAAGAUCAACGUCUGCCGCCCCCACAAGGGCGAGAUCGGCCUCGUAUUCGACCACCCCACGCAGCCCGGGAACCAGUCCGGCGGCUGGAUGGCGCGGCAGAAGCACAUCGAGACGUCCGAGACCACGCAGGGCACGCUCAAGCGGAGCACCUCCACGCCCUUCAUGUCCGCCGCCUCCGCCCAGUUCACCAUGUCCGAGGUGCGCCGCCACGCGUCCAAGGAGUCGGCGUGGAUCGUCGUGCACGGCCACGUCUACGACUGCACCGGCUUCCUCAAGGACCACCCCGGCGGCGCCGACAGCAUCCUCAUCAACGCCGGCUCCGACUGCACCGAGGAGUUCGACGCCAUCCACUCCGCCAAGGCCCGCGGCCUCCUCGA
Messenger RNA from Triticum urartu, 1868 nucleotides. RefSeq names its product nitrate reductase [NAD(P)H]. Gene Ontology annotation, molecular function: molybdenum ion binding; nitrate reductase (NADPH) activity; heme binding. The record is from RefSeq and is a predicted model, not a curated record. Gene Ontology annotation, biological process: nitrate assimilation; nitric oxide biosynthetic process; sulfur compound metabolic process. Lineage: Eukaryota; Viridiplantae; Streptophyta; Magnoliopsida; Poales; Poaceae.